Molecule: messenger RNA, 1224 nt
Organism: Phanerochaete carnosa HHB-10118-sp
Lineage: Eukaryota; Fungi; Basidiomycota; Agaricomycetes; Polyporales; Phanerochaetaceae
Exons: 2
Molecular function (GO): hydrolase activity
Source: RefSeq, a predicted model, not a curated record
AUCACGUUCGCAUUCAGGAACCAGCCGCUCAAGCUCAUCUACCUCCUUGUCGCCGUGCCAGUGCUGCUCUUCAUCCGCCUGCCCUAUCGGCUCAUCGUAGCUUCCAUCCCCGCCCUCAGGCCCAGGAGGUCAUGGAACAUGGUGAAGACUCUGACCCGCUAUUUCUCCAAAACCAGAACUCGAAUGUUCUACGACGUUGGCUUUAACGCACCAGAGGGCAACCCGAUCAAGGAUUCGCGCGACCCAGGCGCCACAGGCUUCGUUUGGGUCGACGCCGUCCCGUCUCAGUUGGUGACCGGCGAGAUCGCUGACCUUGCGCACCGCAACGGUGUCGAGCCCGUUGAUGUCUACGGCUACUGGCAUGGUGCUCGUAACGAGUCUGGAAAGCAUGGUCAGCGCGCCACAAAGGGCGAACGCGUGCUCUACUUCUUAGGGGGUAUAGUGCCGACGCUCACAACCUUCCAGAUGGGCUCGCCGCAUCCCUCCAGUAUGACGGCAAAUGUCAUCCGCGGCUUCUUGGAGAAAUGUCCCAAGGUCGCAGAGCGCGCAUUCGGCGUUGCCUACCGCCUUGCCUCCUCAGCCCCCUACCCGUCCGCGAACCCGUUCCUAGCGGCGGUCAUUGAUGUCAUCUCGGGCUACCACUACCUUGUCGAGACCCUCGGCUUUGAGCCUAGCAACAUCGUCGUGUGGGGUGACUCUUCUGGGGCCCAUCUCGCCAUUAACCUUGUGCGGUACCUCGCCAGCGCCAGCAUCCCUUCGCUUCAUCCACCUGGUGCAGUCAUCAUGAUAUCGCCCACGUUGGACUGGGCCAACACGCACCUCAACACACCAGCAUCGACUUACCACACGAACAAGAACUCGGACUUCGUUACCCCCAUCCUACUCAGCGGGUACACUCUCGCCAGCAUUCGAGGUUCGCUGUCCGAGCACGAGUUCGAGACGAACACGUGGAUGUCGCCGGCGUCACUGGAGCUGGAGCACACAGAUGGCUUGUUCUCGAACUGCCCGCCGACAUACAUCUUUGCAGGCGAGGCAGAGCUGACGGUGUGUGUGAUGCGCACCCUCCGCGACCGGUUGAUUCGCGACAACGGGAAGGACAAAGUGCAUUACGUCGAGCACCAGGAUAUGUUCCACGGCUGGCUCGUGGUGCCUUGGAUGGAGCCAGAGAGGUCCCAGGCGUAUGCCGACAUUAAUGCAUGGCUGACUGGGAUCUGGGACUUAUAA